GGUUACCUCUCAGAAGCUUCAUCUAUGUUUCAUGGAAAUCGCGAGCACAUUGAGAUCACUGGGUGGCUAGGGUCUGAUGUUUGAUAGGGACGAGCAGGAGCAGUAAUGGUGAGUGUUAAAAUAUUAGAUAUUUACACACUUCUGAACACAUACACUCUACAUGCGCAGAUUCGCUUAACUAUCGAUGAUAACCAGAAACAUUUUGUAAAUAAAUUUAAACAAGUAUCAAAAACUCCAGUCUUGCUUAUUGUAUUUACAUGGACGCACCCGACAACGGCAGUUUCUGUGGCUACCACAUGGAUUACUACUCAUUUGCUUGUUCCAACCGCUGGUGUUGCCGCUAUCGACCUCACUAGUGUUCCUGCACGGCAUCUGAUAAAGGUCAAAGAUUUCUGAACCAUCUCAGCUUUGAAUUCAUGAUUUACGAGAUAUGAACAUCAGUGUCGGAAACUUGGCCGUACAUUGACAGCUCCAUCCUGGCACCAUGCCGACGAGUAGCCAAUUCCAGAUCAUAAACAAAUUUAGCUCGACGUAUGCGCGCUCAACGCGCACAUUAACAGUCAAAGACGAACAGGAAGCACAACGUCAAAAAAUCUACAUUGCACCUUGCCGUCGAGUGUUUGCCUUUACUUCACAGUUGGAACGACAGCAAACUGCUGAAGACGACAUGCGUACCUUCACCUUUUUCCCAGAGAUGGUGUCCCUUGCCCAGCUUGUUACUCGCCCCGGCCUAGCUCUUGGAGAAAUGAACGCAGACGACAUAAUGAAACGGCUGCAGGAACUGGGAUGGCGCAGAGAGGGGGAAGCCGCACGCGCUUUGGCCGAGAAAGAGAAAAGGGAGGAGGAGAAACGUCGUGCCGAACAAAACCACGAGUCAAGAAAGCAAGAAAUGCUGGACCUUGUCAAUGAUCCUGUACUUCGCCGCGUGUCUAAGAAGACUCAGAACAUACCCAAAUACACCAAACCACCCGACAGCCGUCCCACCGCAGUCUGCUUUGACAUCGACGGACCUUCUCUUACACAUUCUGUCGUCAAAUUUCAGAUGGAUACUUUGAUAGAAGAUUUUGACGACUUCGAAGUUAAAGUCGUAUCGGUGGAGUACCAGCCACGUGCGAUACACAUCAAAGGAAUCGACGUAGAAAACCGCUGGGUUAUAACGCUUGACUCUCAGUAUGCUGCUGCCCGCCUGUCAGGCUCCCAGUUACUGUUCGGCACCAAGGAGGUCAUCGUUCGCCGCUAUGACGACGUGAUAGGCUUUAGAAUAUAAGCAGUUUACACGACGAUCAGAUCUGAUGCAUGCAAUAUUUCACCGAAAAUAAUACAACUGCACAUCUUGGCCCCUUUACUGUUGACCACAAUCAUUGGAAUACGCGCGCCACUACUCGGCGGUCGCUCAAGUUGUUUAUUAUAAGUUAUGUUUCAAAAUAGAAUUAAGAAAGCAAAUAAAUAAUGAAAAGUCUGAAUGGAAAGCCGGAGAAAGUUGUGAUCCGAAACAUUACGAGCACAAUGAUGGUAGAUAGAUGGUAGAAUUACAGACACUCAUUAACAACAAUUUUAAUUAAUGUGAUGGCUAAUUGCAGAACAGCUAGGAAGUAUAAAGCAAUAUGUAAUACUAAAUACACCUUGCGACAGAUACUCAAUAUGACCCUUUUGAUCGCCGUUAUAUUCCUCCAAAUCAAAAGAUGAUUUCAGCCUGACAUUGCUUACCAUGUUCCUUUCUAGUCUUGUCAUUUCUUUGUUUGUUCCUUUAAUGAUUCCAAUAGAAUUCCACUUACAUUUUUAUACAUAAUUUUACUUAUUUUUUUGUUGGUUGAAGCAACUAUUUAUACCGAAGGCCAAUAAUAUGCUAAAUUCAUCGUAGGAAGAUAUGCAUCUUUCAGGGCAGGCACCAAAUACACCUCAUGAACACGCAUACACGCAGACAAAGCUCAGCAAACUACAAAUAAAAUUGAUUUGAAAAGCACUAUGGAAAUUCUGUAGAAUGCCAUAUUGGAUUAUAGGUAGCCAGAAGUUGCUCCCAGCGAGUACAAUUCACUUGAAAAACUGUAAUCCAAGUAAUCAGCUCCGAUCCACACCACAGUUCCAGUCAUAGAAGGAUCUAAAAGACAGAAGUCCGUUUUUUUCUGUUUGUUUUGCUUCUCAUGCGGUUGCCUGUAUAAUUUUUCUUAAACCAUAUUGAGUUCACAAGCUGACAGAAGCAGAGCAAGUUAACCGAUAUAAAACAUUCGAGUUGUCAUCUUCAUGAGUCGCGAAUCCAAACGCUUUCAUAUAUCGUUUUAGUCUGGUACUUUAUGAAUUGUCGAAACACUGCUAUAAUCUUUUGCAGAAAAUGAUAUAACUGAAGAUAGAUGUCUACUGUAUUUAUGCAAGAUCACAAAAUUAAACUGAACAAUAGAUAAAAAUAAAAAUGCAGUAAUGUAGCAUAUUUGCAAAUAUUAAGAUGUGUAGGAGUUACAGUCCUAAAGCUCGUAGUUCAGAUCCACAAAGUCAAUAUUCACCUGAGAAAAAAACCAGAUCAAUAGACAACUGGACAUCACUCUCUCCCUGUGGACUCUAGAAGGAGACAAAGAAAUUCAGGCAUCUUAAACCAAGGUAUUGUGGAAACUGUGGGAAUACAAGACUUAUACGGAGGAGGCGUCCCUCCCUAGUGUGGUCUGCCUGCUCUUGCUCGAUGUCCAUGUUCUUUGGCUCAAACUUUGUCAUAGGACACACACUUUAAAUAGAGUGUUAAGGUGUACAAAAGAUUCUUCGAGCAGUUUCUCAAACCUGCUGUUUUGUUGCACACUGCUUCGAUAACAAUGACUUUGCUUCAGUCCUGACAUUGUUGCCGUGUUAACAAACUUAUUUGAACUUUAUAGCCAUUACCUUAAUGCCUUAUUUCCGCUUUCACCACCCAAUUACUGCAACAGUUUACAUCAC
This is a messenger RNA of Pomacea canaliculata, 2919 nucleotides long. RefSeq lists its product as uncharacterized. Lineage: Eukaryota; Metazoa; Mollusca; Gastropoda; Architaenioglossa; Ampullariidae. The transcript has 4 exons. The coding region runs from base 485 to 1267 and encodes 260 amino acids. The record is from RefSeq and is a predicted model, not a curated record.